This is a messenger RNA of Mizuhopecten yessoensis (Yesso scallop), 1062 nucleotides long. RefSeq names its product GATA zinc finger domain-containing protein 1-like. Lineage: Eukaryota; Metazoa; Mollusca; Bivalvia; Pectinida; Pectinidae. The record is from RefSeq and is a predicted model, not a curated record. The coding region runs from base 144 to 977 and encodes 277 amino acids. The transcript is spliced from 4 exons. Gene Ontology annotation, cellular component: nucleus. Gene Ontology annotation, biological process: regulation of DNA-templated transcription; chromatin organization. Gene Ontology annotation, molecular function: sequence-specific DNA binding; zinc ion binding.
AGUAAAUCAAGCGUUUUAUUUCUCUAACAUUGUGCUGAGAAAGCCAAUAUGGAGGCAAAAGUGUAAAGCCAAUUCAGGUUUGGAGUUAAUAAUAAGAAAUCAUAUUAAAGCGAUUAAAUUUAUCACUGAAUCAUUGCGCCAACAUGCCGCUUGGGUCAAAGCCGAUUUGUUCGACAUGUAAAACAGGAAACUCGGCAAUAUGGAGGAAGGGAGGAGACGGGGAAGUGCUUUGUAAUGCGUGCAGUUUGAAAAAUGGAGGAACGAACGGAAAAGACGGCAAUGGAAUUAACGGGUCUAUCAUUUUAGUGAAGUCCAAUGGAAGCAACGGAGGAGCUGGGCCCGUUCUAAGAAAGAGUGCAAGGAUCAAACCGUCAAAACACAAGUUCCAAUCUGUGGCAAAAGCGGUAGCUACGAAAGGGAAAAGUCGAAGAAUAAUUUUCAAGAAGAGUCAACCAGUGAAGGCACCCACAGCUAUCUCUACAGUAAUUACAGGCGAAAGUGUUUUCCACGAUGGUAGCUAUUUUCAAAUUGGAGACAUAGUGUCUCUGGUGGACCACGACUCAUCUGUGUACUACGCACAGAUCCGAGGAUUCAUGAAGGACCAAUACAACGAAAAAAGUGCCAUAAUUUCCUGGCUCCUGCCGUCACAGAGUAGUCCGACAGAUAGGUUUGAUCCUGCCACAUAUAUAUUAGGACCUGAGGAAGAUCUACCAAGGAAAAUGGAGUUUAUGGAAUUCGUUUGUCACGCACCUUCCGACUAUUUCAAAUGUAAACAGGGCCCGUACCCAACAAUAUCUCGGGAUCCAAAUUUGUGUUACGUGUGGACAAACAUUCGACAACCCAUACAAGUUCACUCAAACAUAGACGAUUUGUUCACUGUUAAGGAAAGGACAAAAGACCCAACAUUGACCAAGAAAAUUGUCAAAGAGAAAGAAGGUGGAAAAGGGAAAGAAAAAGAGAAAGUUGAAAACGAGUGAAUUGUAAUCAAAGGAAUUUGUUGUACAUAAGAUUAAAGAUACACGUGACUGCAUUAUUAAAGAAAACUGUAAAAUUUAGACUGAU